UUCUGCUAAGUAAAUAGCAGCCAUGAGCUCCAGUUCAGACGCAGAGAUGGCUAUUUUUGGGGAAGCUGCCCCCUACCUUCGAAAAUCAGAGAAGGAGCGGAUUGAGGCCCAAAACAAGCCUUUCGAUGCUAAAACGUCUGUCUUCGUGGCGGAGCCCAAGGAGUCCUACGUGAAGAGCACCAUACAAAGCAAGGAAGGGGGCAGAGUAACCGUAAAGACAGAAGGUGGAACAACUCUCACUGUCAGGGAAGAUCAAGUUUUCCCCAUGAACCCUCCGAAAUAUGACAAGAUCGAAGACAUGGCCAUGAUGACCCAUCUGCAUGAGCCUGGAGUCCUGUACAACCUCAAAGAGCGUUAUGCAGCCUGGAUGAUCUACACCUACUCGGGCCUCUUCUGCGUCACCGUCAACCCCUACAAGUGGCUGCCGGUGUACAACCCGGAGGUGGUGACAGCCUACAGAGGCAAGAAGCGCCAGGAGGCCCCGCCCCACAUCUUCUCCAUCUCGGACAACGCCUACCAGUUCAUGCUUACAGAUCGUGAGAACCAGUCCAUCCUGAUCACCGGAGAAUCUGGGGCAGGGAAGACUGUGAACACGAAACGUGUCAUCCAGUACUUUGCAACAAUUGCAGUUACUGGGGACAAGAAGAAGGAGGAACCCGGCAAGAUGCAGGGGACCCUUGAAGAUCAGAUCAUCAGUGCCAACCCCCUCCUGGAGGCCUUUGGCAACGCCAAGACCGUGAGGAAUGACAACUCCUCCCGCUUCGGUAAAUUCAUUAGAAUCCAUUUUGGUACUACAGGAAAGCUGGCAUCUGCUGACAUCGAAACUUAUCUUCUAGAAAAAUCUAGAGUCACUUUCCAACUAAAGGCGGAAAGAAGCUACCAUAUUUUUUAUCAGAUCACUUCCAAUAAGAAACCAGAUCUAAUUGAAAUGCUUCUGAUCACCACCAACCCCUAUGACUAUGCCUUCAUCAGCCAAGGCGAGAUCACAGUCCCCAGUAUUGAUGACCAGGAAGAGCUGAUGGCCACUGAUAGUGCCAUCGACAUCCUGGGCUUCUCUGCCGAGGAGAAAGUAUCCAUCUAUAAGCUCACGGGGGCCGUGAUGCAUUAUGGGAACAUGAAAUUCAAGCAAAAACAGCGUGAGGAGCAGGCAGAGCCAGAUGGCACGGAAGUUGCAGACAAGGCUGCGUAUCUCCAGAGUCUGAACUCUGCUGACCUGCUCAAGGCCCUCUGCUACCCCAGGGUCAAGGUCGGCAAUGAGUAUGUCACCAAAGGCCAGACUGUGCAGCAGGUGUACAACGCAGUGGGCGCGCUGGCCAAGGCCGUCUAUGAGAAGAUGUUCCUGUGGAUGGUCACCCGCAUCAACCAGCAGCUGGACACCAAGCAGCCCCGGCAGUACUUCAUCGGGGUCUUGGACAUCGCUGGCUUUGAGAUCUUUGAUUUCAACAGCCUGGAGCAGCUGUGCAUCAACUUCACCAACGAGAAGCUGCAACAGUUUUUCAACCACCACAUGUUCGUGCUGGAGCAGGAGGAGUACAAGAAGGAGGGCAUCGAGUGGGAGUUCAUUGACUUCGGCAUGGACCUGGCCGCCUGCAUCGAGCUCAUCGAGAAGCCUCUGGGCAUCUUCUCCAUCCUGGAGGAGGAGUGCAUGUUCCCCAAGGCCACAGACACCUCCUUCAAGAACAAGCUGUACGACCAGCACCUGGGCAAGUCUGCCAACUUCCAGAAGCCCAAGCCCGCCAAAGGCAAGGCCGAGGCCCACUUCUCCCUGGUGCACUACGCUGGCACCGUGGACUACAACAUUGCCGGCUGGCUGGACAAGAACAAGGACCCCCUGAAUGAGACCGUGGUUGGAUUAUACCAGAAGUCAGCAAUGAAGACGCUGGCCGGUCUGUUUUCCACUUACGCUAGUGCCGAAGCAGAUGGCAGUGCAAAAAAAGGUGCCAAGAAGAAGGGCUCUUCUUUCCAGACCGUGUCAGCCCUUUUCAGGGAAAAUUUAAACAAAUUAAUGACCAACCUGAGGAGCACACAUCCCCACUUUGUACGCUGUAUCAUUCCCAAUGAAACCAAAACUCCUGGCGCCAUGGAGCACGAACUGGUCCUGCACCAGCUGCGGUGUAACGGUGUGCUGGAAGGCAUCCGCAUCUGCAGGAAAGGGUUUCCGAGCAGAAUCCUGUAUGGGGAUUUUAAACAAAGAUACAAGGUUUUAAAUGCCAGUGCUAUUCCAGAGGGACAAUUCAUUGACAGCAAGAAGGCGUCUGAGAAACUUCUGGCCUCUAUCGAUAUUGACCACACUCAGUACAAAUUUGGACAUACCAAGGUGUUCUUCAAAGCCGGCCUUCUGGGUCUUCUGGAAGAAAUGAGAGAUGAAAAACUGGCUCAGAUCAUAACGAGAACGCAAGCUGUCUGUCGAGGAUUCCUAAUGAGGGUGGAAUAUCAGAAAAUGCUACAGAGGAGAGAAGUGCUUUUCUGCAUCCAGUACAAUGUCCGAGCCUUCAUGAACGUGAAGCACUGGCCCUGGAUGAAACUCUUCUUCAAGAUCAAGCCCCUGCUGAAGAGUGCGGAGACGGAGAAGGAGAUGGCCACCAUGAAAGCAGAGUUCCAGAAAACCAAAGACGAGCUGGCCAAGUCAGAGGCAAAAAGGAAGGAGUUGGAGGAAAAAAUGGUGACUCUCUUGAAAGAAAAAAAUGACCUGCAGCUGCAGGUCCAAGCCGAAGCGGAUAGCUUGGCUGAUGCAGAGGAAAGAUGUGAACAACUCAUUAAAAACAAAAUCCAGCUUGAGGCCAAGAUCAAGGAGGUGACCGAGAGAGCGGAGGACGAGGAGGAGAUCAACGCGGAGCUGACGGCCAAGAAGAGGAAGCUGGAGGACGAGUGCUCAGAGCUGAAGAAAGACAUAGACGACCUGGAGCUGACGCUGGCCAAGGUGGAGAAGGAGAAGCACGCCACGGAGAACAAGGUGAAAAACCUCACGGAGGAGAUGGCAGGCCUGGAUGAAACCAUCGCUAAGCUGACCAAGGAGAAGAAAGCCCUCCAGGAGGCCCACCAGCAGACCCUGGAUGACCUGCAGGCAGAGGAGGACAAAGUCAACACUCUGGCCAAGGCUAAAGCCAAGCUUGAACAGCAAGUGGAUGAUCUUGAAGGAUCUCUGGAGCAAGAAAAGAAACUUCGGAUGGACCUAGAAAGAGCCAAGAGGAAACUGGAAGGUGACCUCAAAUUGGCUCAAGAAUCCACAAUGGAUGUAGAAAAUGACAAACAGCAACUCGAUGAGAAGCUUAAAAAGAAAGAAUUUGAAAUCAGCGAUUUGAUAAGCAAAAUUGAAGAUGAGCAAGCAGUAGAAAUUCAACUACAGAAGAAGAUCAAAGAAUUACAGGCCCGCAUCGAGGAACUGGAAGAGGAAAUCGAGGCAGAGAGAGCCUCUCGGGCCAAGGCAGAGAAGCAGCGCUCUGACCUCUCCCGGGAACUAGAGGAGAUCAGCGAGAGGCUGGAGGAAGCCGGUGGGGCCACUUCUGCCCAGAUUGAGAUGAACAAGAAGCGGGAGGCCGAGUUCCAGAAACUGCGCAGGGACCUGGAGGAGGCGACCCUGCAGCAUGAAGCCACGGCUGCCACCCUGAGGAAGAAGCACGCGGACAGUGUGGCCGAGCUGGGGGAGCAGAUUGACAACCUGCAGCGCGUCAAGCAGAAGCUGGAGAAGGAGAAGAGCGAGCUGAAGAUGGAGAUUGACGACCUUAGCAGUAAUGCAGAAACCCUCUCCAAAGCCAAGGGAAACCUUGAGAAGAUGUGCCGCACGCUGGAAGAUCAAGUGAGUGAGCUGAAGGCCAAGGAGGAGGAGCAGCAGCGGCUGAUCAGUGAGCUGACGGCCCAGCGGGCGCGCCUGCAGACAGAGGCAGGUGAAUAUGCCCGACAGUUAGAUGAGAGGGAUGCCUUAGUUUCUCAGCUUUCAAGGAACAAGCAAGCAUCCACCCAGCAGAUCGAGGAGCUGAAACGCCAGCUUGAAGAUGAAACAAAAGCCAAGAACGCCCUGGCGCACGCCCUGCAGUCCUCCCGCCACGACUGCGACCUGCUGCGGGAGCAGUACGAGGAGGAGCAGGAAGCCAAGGCCGAGCUGCAGAGGGCGCUGUCCAAGGCCAACAGUGAGGUCGCCCAGUGGAGGACCAAGUAUGAGACGGACGCCAUCCAGCGCACGGAGGAGCUGGAGGAGGCCAAGAAGAAGCUGGCGCAGCAUCUGCAGGAUGCAGAGGAGCACGUGGAAGCCGUGAACGCCAAAUGCGCCUCCCUGGAGAAGACGAAACAGAGGCUGCAAAAUGAGGUGGAGGACCUCAUGAUCGACGUGGAGAGAACCAACGCGGCCUGUGCAGCCCUGGACAAAAAGCAGAGGAACUUUGACAAGAUCCUAUCAGAGUGGAAACAGAAAUAUGAGGAAACCCAGGCCGAACUUGAGGCUGCCCAGAAGGAGUCCCGUUCUCUCAGCACUGAGCUGUUCAAGGUGAAGAACGCUUAUGAGGAGUCCUUGGAUCAGCUUGAAACACUCAAGAGAGAAAACAAGAACUUGCAGCAGGAGAUUUCAGACCUUACGGAGCAGAUUGCGGAGGGAGGAAAGCAAAUUCAUGAACUGGAGAAAAUCAAAAAGCAAGUGGAACAGGAGAAAUGUGACAUUCAGGCUGCCUUAGAGGAAGCGGAGGCGUCUCUUGAACACGAAGAGGGCAAGAUCCUGCGCAUGCAGCUGGAGCUGAACCAAGUCAAGUCUGAAGUUGACAGUAAAAUCUCUGAGAAGGAUGAGGAAAUCGAGCAGCUGAAGAGAAACCACAUCCGAGCUGUGGAGACGAUGCAGAGCACCCUGGACGCUGAGAUCAGGAGCAGGAACGAUGCUCUGAGAGUGAAGAAGAAGAUGGAGGGGGACCUGAACGAGAUGGAGAUCCAGCUGAACCACGCCAACCGCCAGGCGGCAGAGAGCUUGCGGAACUACAGGAGCGCCCAGGGUGUCCUCAAGGACACCCAGCUGCACCUGGAUGACGCUCUCCGGGGCCAGGAGGACCUGAAGGAGCAGCUGGCCAUGGUGGAGCGCAGGUCAAACCUGCUGCAGGCUGAGAUCGAGGAGCUGCGGGCCACCCUGGAGCAGACAGAGAGGAGCAGGAAAAUCGUGGAGCAGGAGCUGCUGGAUGCCAGUGAGCGUGUGCAGCUCCUCCACACCCAGAACACCAGCCUUAUCAACACCAAGAAGAAACUGGAAAGUGAUGUCUCACAGCUCCAGAGUGAAGUAGAAGAAGUGAUUCAAGAAUCACGCAAUGCAGAAGAGAAGGCCAAAAAGGCCAUCACCGAUGCCGCCAUGAUGGCCGAGGAGCUGAAGAAGGAGCAGGACACCAGCGCCCACCUGGAGCGCAUGAAGAAGAACCUGGAGCAGACGGUCAAGGACCUGCAGCACCGGCUGGACGAGGCCGAGCAGCUGGCGCUGAAGGGUGGCAAGAAGCAGAUCCAGAAGCUGGAGGCCAGGGUACGUGAACUAGAAGGAGAGGUUGAAAAUGAACAGAAACGCAAUGCAGAGGCAGUUAAAGGGUUACGGAAACAUGAGAGAAGAGUAAAAGAACUCACUUACCAGACGGAGGAAGACCGUAAGAAUGUUCUCAGGCUGCAGGACUUGGUGGAUAAAUUACAGGCCAAGGUGAAAUCAUACAAAAGACAAGCUGAAGAGGCUGAGGAACAAGCCAAUACUAAUCUAGCGAAAUUCCGCAAGCUCCAACACGAGCUGGAAGAGGCCGAGGAACGGGCUGACAUCGCUGAAUCUCAGGUCAACAAACUUCGAGUGAAGAGCCGCGAGGUUCACACAAAAAUCAAUUCCGAGUAAACUCACAUGCCCAAGGCUACCAAGUGUCUGAAGGAACGCACAAAAUGUGCUGGUUUUGGUCACUUGCUUUAUUGUGUUUAUUUUUCUCUUAGUGUCCAAUAAAUAAAAACUACAAUAAA
This is a messenger RNA of Cavia porcellus (domestic guinea pig), 5955 nucleotides long. It is a transcript of the gene Myh8, whose product is annotated as myosin heavy chain 8. Gene Ontology annotation, cellular component: cytoplasm; myosin filament; myosin II complex. Gene Ontology annotation, biological process: muscle contraction. The coding region runs from base 23 to 5836 and encodes 1937 amino acids. The record is from RefSeq and is a predicted model, not a curated record. Lineage: Eukaryota; Metazoa; Chordata; Mammalia; Rodentia; Caviidae. The transcript is spliced from 38 exons. Gene Ontology annotation, molecular function: actin filament binding; ATP binding; microfilament motor activity.